UAUGAACACAGCAGCAGCGUCCGUGUCCAGCUCCGUGACAAGAUGUCCCGUAUUCUGAACGGUAUCGUGGCGGUGUGUCCUGACCUGGGGAUCGGGAACAGGGGGAACCUGCCCUGGCACCCUGUCAGACUCAGCAACGAAUUCAAACAUUUCCGAAUCUUGACAGCGACUCCAUCGGAGAAAGGUAAACAGAAUGUGGUGAUCAUGGGCAGGAAGACGUGGUUUUCCAUCCCGGAGAAGAACAGACCUCUGAAUAACAGGAUCAACAUCGUCCUCAGCAGGCAGUGCAAAGUGCCCCCUGCAGGAGCACACCAUCUAUCGGCAGACUUCAGCUCGGCUCUCAGGCUCGUUGACACAGAGCUCUCUGAUCAGGCCGACCAGGUCUGGGUUAUAGGAGGCAGCUCUCUCUACAAGGAGAUGAUGGAGAUCCCGGGGACCAGGAGACUGUUUGUCACACGAAUACUGAAGCAGUUUGACUGUGACACUUUCCUCCCGGAAAUCAGUCCAGACAAAUACCGGCAGCUGCCAGAGUUCCCAGGAGUGCCACAGGAGCUGCAGGAGGAGAACGGUAUCCAGUACAGAUUUGAAGUCUAUGAGAGCAUAGAGCCAUGAAGAGAAAACAUUUAAAAAAGCCUUGUAAUUUUGUAAUUGGCACCAGAGUAAUGUAACUGCUGGUUUUAAAUGUGAUUUGUACAGUUGGGUGUUGUCAUACAAAGUUGUAUUUUCUAAAUAUUUUCUUGCAAUAAAUUUUGA
Limanda limanda (common dab) is the source of this 753-nucleotide messenger RNA. It is a transcript of the gene dhfr, whose product is annotated as dihydrofolate reductase. The record is from RefSeq and is a predicted model, not a curated record. Gene Ontology annotation, cellular component: mitochondrion. Gene Ontology annotation, biological process: glycine biosynthetic process; tetrahydrofolate biosynthetic process; folic acid metabolic process. The transcript has 6 exons. Lineage: Eukaryota; Metazoa; Chordata; Actinopteri; Pleuronectiformes; Pleuronectidae. The coding region runs from base 43 to 612 and encodes 189 amino acids. Gene Ontology annotation, molecular function: NADP binding; dihydrofolate reductase activity.